Molecule: messenger RNA, 4869 nt
Organism: Lytechinus pictus (painted urchin)
Lineage: Eukaryota; Metazoa; Echinodermata; Echinoidea; Temnopleuroida; Toxopneustidae
Exons: 4
Coding region: 2037-2732 (231 amino acids)
Source: RefSeq, a predicted model, not a curated record
CUGGGCAAUUUGUUACCGAUUACCAAUUUUACCGGUUAUUACCGGUAAUAUCACCCGGAAAUUUGAGUAACACCAAAUAUUACCGUUAUUACCAUGUUAUUACCGAAAUUAUAAUUCCUGUUGAUACCUGUUACUGUUAUCACCCUGAUGAAACCUACAUUUACCUAGUUACAACAGGGUGAUGAGGGGUAAUAAGGGUAAUGUUGAAUGACUUUGAUUGGUUAUAACAUUGCAAACUUUAGUAAUAAGAGCAAUCUUACAGCAAUCCCAGCGAAAUUUUCAAAGUCCAAAAAAUUACUGUUAUCACCCUGAUGAAACCAACAUUUUACCCAGUUACAAACAGGUUGAUAAGGGGUAAUGGGUAAUGUUGAAACGCUUCCAUUCCCAGACAGCAAAGUAUCUGGAUCACAUACGGUUCUUAUCUGGGAUAUCCGGGUCCCAUAUGGGCCCACAUGGAACCCAGAUGAAAACAUAUACUUGAACCCACAUGGUGCCCAGAUAGGACUCAGAUGGAAACGAGACCUCCAACCCAUGCGGAACCCAUUAAUAUUGGGUAAAUGGAGUAAUAUCAGAUGGUAAUAUCAGGAAAAUGCUGGGAAUAUUAGUUACUCAUGAAUAUUCAUUACUACAAUAAAUGGCCAAAAUUUUAGCUAAUAUAGCUGUAAUAAUUAAUGUGUUUAUGUUUAUGCAAUUAUUCCACCCAGAAAAUUUUCAGAAAAAUGUGUAGUUUAUAUAUCAUAUUAGUCAUAAUCAUGACAUUAAUUUUAGAAAAAUGUUUUAGGGUUGAAUAAUUGUUAACCAUAAUUUGUCAAGUGUUGUAAACUCGCUCAAUAUAUAGAAGUAAAUGACAGGGUUUGGUGGAUAGGUGUAGGAUAGGAUUAGGAUUAGGAUGUAGGAUUUUAGGAUAGGAUAAGAUGAUAUGGCUUAGAGUAUGGAGUUGUAAAAAUGUGCUUCAAUGACCCUAAUGACACUAAUUGUUUUUUUAAUGAGCCGACAUUAAUUGGGUAAUAUUGGGUAAACAGAGUAAUAUGAGGUGGUGAUAUCAUUAAAAUGCUGGAAAUAGUAGUUACAUCAUACUGAGAAAUAUUGGGUAAAUGGAGUAAUAUCAGGUCCAGGUAAUAAGAGGGAAGGAUUGGUCUACUAUUUCCCUGUUAUUACCCACUGUUGUUACCGUAGUAAUAUCCAUGUUAUUACCUGUUACAACCCGGGUAAUGUCAGGUAAAAUGCCCAGUGGGUAGGUCGUUGGUUAUGCUCCUGUUAUUAAAGAGACUUCGUAAAUGUUCGUCUCCAUCUCUAUACGUACGGAACGGCGGCACUGCUGAAGAUAAAACGUGCGAUCACCAUGUCGACGCUCCUAAUCUAACCGAGGAUCGUGUACGUCGCCAGUUACAGUCGAAAACAAGUAGUUCAGCAGAUUGGUUCGGUGGAUAUCAUAGAUGUGGAUCCAUUGUUUCUACUGCCUGCGGGAGAUAGACGUUUGUGCCAUUAAAAAUAAAGCAAACCAGGGGAAAAUACCCCUUUUAAAAUCAGAUAUCUAUAGAGGGUUCUUUCAUUUUUACUAUUCCACUGAUUUUGUUUGAUGAGAAGUCAAGAUAAUUUAACGCUGCAUCGGCUGAUUCAAGCGAACAUGGCCCUCGUCACUCGACAGUCAUCGAGCCUUGAUUGACACUCAGUUCAUUGCAGGCUGGGAUGAUUUGACAAAUCUUCUGAGCUGAAAGCGGACUCCACGCAGUGACUUGGAGCGUGCAUACUCUCAACACAACGCCAAGAUUAUUGGUUCUUAACUUUUGCUUCAGAGCCCAUUUGCCUUUUACUGUCUUCCUCUGAAGUGCCGAUAAAUUCUGCGAUUCAAGAAUGGCAAGGCCUUGACCUCAUUCUGAUGUGACGUCUGUGUUUUGUCGUGAUCACUAAUUUGAUACCCAGCCUAUACCAUUGCCUGUGUAGAUAACAAGUGUGCUGCCCGUACUGUCAGAACUGACGUUGCUUCUGGAUAUCCCAAAGACCUAUCAACCUUUGGAAGAUCACCCACCGCCAAAAUGUUGCAGCCAGAGAUGUCGAAUAUGCCGAUGAGCGCUAUGAGUCGGGAGAUGACCACGAGAGGGUCGGGGCGGCUGCAUAGGGUCAGGGAGAAUGAGAAUGAAGACAUGGCCGAAAUCAAGAAGGGUCACUCGGACCCAGGGGUUAUGACAAGGGUUGUCCGAGCCGUUGUUCCUCACCUGGCCCUCAUGGCCAUCUUCUUCCUCUACCUUGCUUUCGGGGCAUGGGUUUUCUUCAUGCUGGAGAACGACUGCUCUCUGAAAUGCCAGAUGGAGCUACAGGAAGCCAAGAUGAAGAUGAUGGACAUCGCGGCAAAUAGAACACUCUGCAACCCGUCGGGGUCCACGGCGCUUCCUCCGCAAGACGCAAGGGGCCGGAUGACAUCACCGAGCGGAAGGGAUGGCAAUGACAAUGUGGUGCCCUCUGAAAGCAGCGAAGUUUGUGAUGAUAUGAUGGAAGAGAUGGAUGAACAUUUUGAUGCUGUGAUGAAGAAGAUGGUACGUUCUGGUAUGACCGUUGGAAAGAUGGAUUCCAUACUUGUUGGUCGGACGUGGAAUCUUACCAGCGCCAUGCUCUUCAGUAUGACCACCAUUACUACUAUUGGUAAGUUUUGUCCAUGCUCAAUUUAUCACCCUUAUCUUAAAUUACAGACCAUGCGUUUUUACAGAUUUUUACCAAUCAGAUAUGAUUAUUAAUCAGUUUAACGUCAUCACAUGAAUCACAUCAACCAGGAUGUACGUGGUAGGCUGGAACCAGGGAUCAGUUUGCAACUUCCGCAUGUCACAAAGCCCAGAUACCAUUUCUCUCCUUCUCCCCAUCUCUAUCUGCUCUUCCCUCACCCUUCACACCUUCUCUCGUUUAGCUCCUUCUCUGUUCCUUUUUUUCCUAUCUUGACUCUUUCUCUCUUCUCGCCUGUCUCGUACCAUGGACCUAUUAAUAGGUCCAUGCUCGUACAUGCAUUAUGUCAUACCAUGGAGAUCAUGCAUUAUGAUUAGUUUGAGAUGGGGAUGGGUACACUGCAUGCCUAUUUAAUUAAACCUUCAAAUACCAUAAUUAUGACGUAAAUGAAAUGGUAAACGGUGGUGAUUUUUUACCUGAUUGCUAAGAAAGUAUGAAUGAUUGACAUCAAUCAACCAGAAGGCCGAUUAAUACCUAACCAACGGUCACCAGCUAGCGCACCAAGUGGGAAUCGAACCCGGGUCACCUCCGCUCUUUAGACUGAGCUAUCGCGCCUAUACGGCCAAUGUAUCUUGCGAGACGUGCGUGUGUUCUUUUAUCAUAAUUAUUCCAUAAUGUUGGAAAGUGAAUAACGUGAAAAUUGCAGAUACGUCCAUCAAACACAAAAUGAUGACUUCUAUUUUGCUAAUCUCAAGUUUAAUUACAGCUUUGAAACAAGCGGCACAUUAUCCAAGAGUGUGAUGGAAGCAAACGAGGUGUGAGAUUUUAGAUUCUAGAAGUGUGUAUCUUGGGGGCUCGGGUAAAAGGUGAUGGGAGCAAUGAUAUAUAUAUUUUUUUUUGAAGAAAAAAUGUGUCUCUUUUGGGGCCAUUUUUAGCCCCCUCCCCUAAGAAAACCUGGAUCCGUCUGGAUAAAGGUGGGAUUAUAACGCGUCGUUUGUAUAGUUCAACAAACCUAAUUGCCAAUCUCUAUUGAAAUAAGGAACACCUAUUGAAAAUAAUAACAACUUCAAAUCACUUCCUUCCAGAAAGCAAAGUUUGAAAUACUAGAUAAUCAUAAUAGGGGUUAUAUCCGUGAUAUGUUUAUGGUAGGAUUCGUUGCUCCCUUUCCCAUGAUAUUAUAACUACUUUCGAUUUGUUCACGCUUUCACAUCACGAACUUCUUGUUGCAUAAACUUUAUGGUUUCAUGAUUAAUGCCGUACACUCUCCGAAAUUUUAAUUCAGCCUGGUUAGACUAGUAAAAAAUAUCGUGGAUUCUAACAAUCAUCGCUUCAUUCAUAUUGUAUUUUUUGUAUUCAUUAAACAGUUGUAAAAAUAUUUUUAACCUACUUUGUUUUCUUUAGAUUGUAUGAUAUGAUGAAUUUUAGAUUUUGCCAUCGUCACCACAAUAAAUACCAUAAUCAAUUGUUUCAUUAUGACAUUCAGUUAUUGAUCAGUUUAUUGAACACAAAAAAAUUGCCAUAAACCUCCCCCAAAAUGAUAAUGUACUCCAUCUUUUUUUGACUUUUUAGAGGCAUUCAUAUACUCUUACUACGAUACCAUUGAUUUGACGCAUCUUAUCUUUGUAAUGAAACUCAUGAAUUUAUAAGCGAAACGUAAAUAAGUUCAAUGUGCUAUACACAGGACAAAAAUACUGAUUUUGGUUGGAUGACAAAAUACAAUACAAUCUAAAUUAAAAUAGAGAUAUUGGCCCUUGGCGCUCCACCGAAUCGGAACUUUGAUUCAAAUGCUCUUCUCUCAAAAUGAAUCCACCGCAUAUAUACAGCAAUGUUGUCCUUUCGACUUUCAAAGGGCAGUAAUGGAUUGCUGAAAAAUGGAAGAGAUUGGAAUUGAAGAGUCUGUAAAAUGAUUACUUUCAGCCCCUUUUAACAUGUUUGACCAUGAUAGCUCCAUGGUUUGACGAAUUCAUUGUUACUGUUCUGAUGAUAUUGUGGUUGUGGUGGUGAUGGUGAGGAGGAGGCGGAUGCGGAGGGAAGGGGAGGAGGAGCUAGAGGGGGAGGAGGAGAAAGAGGAGGAUAAUGAUGGCGACAUGUAAUCAUUGUGAUAAUUAUAAUAGUGACACUACUCGGCCUAAUGAUAGCAAUAAUAUCAAUGUUGAUGAUGAUGACGAUGCAUAUGAUGACGACAACGUUGCGAAGACGGCGAUGAUGAUGAUG